GGUCUCUUGUGCAGGAAGGGGAAGGGGCCAAAGCAUGGGGGAAGGCGUGGCAGGAAGGGGGGGACUCUGUGGUCAGGGAACUGCUCGCUGAGCACAGCUGCACAGUGCUGUCAGAACGGCCGAUCUCCAGCCCAAGAUGAUUCCAGCAGUGGUCUUGCUCUUACUCCUUUUGGUUGAACAAGCAGCGGCCCUGGGAGAGCCUCAGCUCUGCUAUAUCCUGGACGCCAUCCUGUUUCUGUAUGGAAUUGUCCUCACCCUCCUCUACUGUCGACUGAAGAUCCAAGUGCGAAAGGCAGCUAUAACCAGCUAUGAGAAAUCAGAUGGUGUUUACACGGGCCUGAGCACCAGGAACCAGGAGACUUACGAGACUCUGAAGCAUGAGAAACCACCACAGUAGCUUUAGAAUAGAUGCGGUCAUAUUCUUCUUUGGCUUCUGGUUCUUCCAGCCCUCGUGGUUGGCAUCACAUAUGCCUGCAUGCCAUUAACACCAGCUGGCCCUACCCCUAUAAUGAUCCUGUGUCCUAAAUUAAUAUACACCAGUGGUUCCUCCUCCCUGUUAAAGACUAAUGCUCAGAUGCUGUUUACGGAUAUUUAUAUUCUAGUCUCACUCUCUUGUCCCACCGUUCUUCUCUUCCCCAUUCCCAACUCCAGCUAAAAUAUGGGAAGGGAGAACCCCCAAUAAAGCUGCCAUGGACUGGA
Molecule: messenger RNA, 699 nt
Organism: Pan troglodytes (chimpanzee)
Lineage: Eukaryota; Metazoa; Chordata; Mammalia; Primates; Hominidae
Gene: FCER1G
Product: Fc epsilon receptor Ig
Exons: 5
Coding region: 137-397 (86 amino acids)
Biological process (GO): antigen processing and presentation of exogenous peptide antigen via MHC class I; T cell differentiation involved in immune response; antigen processing and presentation of exogenous peptide antigen via MHC class II
Cellular component (GO): external side of plasma membrane; membrane; Fc-epsilon receptor I complex
Molecular function (GO): IgG binding; IgE receptor activity
Source: RefSeq, a predicted model, not a curated record